AUGAAGCAGGCUGGUUCCAUCCUCGCCCUCGCCGGGCUCGUCUCCCUUGCCCAGGGUCACGGUUUCGUCACCUCCCCUCAGGCCCGUAUGCCCGGUAGCGCCAUGGAGAAGGCCUGUGGCCAGCAAGUGUACAACAACCAGGAGGCCGACAACUACGGCAACGUGCAGGGUGAGCUUCAGAUCGCCUCGGGCCAGAGCGACUACGACGCCGACGCCUGUGACAUCUGGCUCUGCAAGGGUUACAAGUACGCCGACAACAAGGACAACGUCUACUCGUACAAGGCCGGUGAGACCGUCGAUUUCACCGUCGACAUUCGCGCUCCUCACACCGGUACCGCCAACGUCUCCGUCGUUGACACUGCCUCCAACACCGUCAUCGGCUCUCCCCUGAUCUACUGGAGUGUCUACGCCUCCACCUCUACCGGUGUCACUGCCAACGAGACUAGCUUCAGCGUCACCAUCCCCGAUGACCUCGGUGACAAGUGUACCGAGGGUGGUGCUUGUGUUCUUCAGUGGUGGUGGAACGCUGCUUCCAUUGACCAGACUUAUGAGUCUUGCAUUGACUUCACUGUUGGUGGCUCUGGCUCUUCUUCUUCCUCUUCUUCGUCUUCUUCUUCUUCUUCUUCCGCCGCUGCCAGCCAGCAAACUACCACCACUGCUGCCGCCGCCGCUGUCACUACCCCUAGCACCGCCAACAACGUCGCUCCCGCUUCCUCCAGCGUCCCUACUACCCUCGCUACUAGCGUGAAGCAGAGCGCUACCGUCGCCCCUGUUGCUGCCUCUAGCGCUGCUGCUGCUGCUUCUUCCUCGGGUGUUUCCAUCCCCACUGAUGGUACCGCUGAGGAGCAGCUCACUUGGGUUGCUAGCCUGCUUAAGGCUCUUCUUAAGUACGCUAACUAA
Aspergillus luchuensis is the source of this 900-nucleotide messenger RNA. RefSeq names its product lytic polysaccharide monooxygenase. The transcript has a single exon. The record is from RefSeq and is a predicted model, not a curated record. Bases 1 to 900 code for a protein of 299 amino acids. NCBI's taxonomy places the organism in Eukaryota, Fungi, Ascomycota, Eurotiomycetes, Eurotiales, Aspergillaceae.